Molecule: messenger RNA, 462 nt
Organism: Pyricularia oryzae 70-15
Lineage: Eukaryota; Fungi; Ascomycota; Sordariomycetes; Magnaporthales; Pyriculariaceae
Exons: 3
Coding region: 1-462 (153 amino acids)
Source: RefSeq, a predicted model, not a curated record
AUGAACGCAGUUUCAAGCUCUCCGAUGUGGGAUUCAUCGCCAACAAUUGCCAAGAGUGCUGUCCGCCAUGGCAAGGAAAGCUUGACUAAGCCAAGUGUGAGGGCGGAUCCAACGUCAGUGAAAAAGGCCGCUAACUGGUUCGAAUUUCAGGUGCAUGGCUGUUUGAUGUGGGGCCCCCCGGGGGGCAAUGGAUACCCAGCCGGAGAGUUUACUAGGGGCCCUGUACGGGGGAGGAUUCGCAUGGAAAUAGAAAUGAACAAGCACUGUUCACAUUGUAUGGAAUAUGAUGUCAUUGGUAAGGCUGGCGACAAGAUUGGGGCAAUGAUUACUUUUUUGGAGAAUCAAAAGGCGUUAAAUCGCAUCGCCUCCCACGGUGUGGCGCUUAACGACUUGCAUGAGGCGCCCGGGGGCACGCACGCUAGCUCUGUUGUCCAACUGAUCGGCUGCAGAUCUUGUUGGUGA